Messenger RNA from Exserohilum turcica Et28A, 2656 nucleotides. RefSeq lists its product as uncharacterized. Gene Ontology annotation, biological process: magnesium ion homeostasis. NCBI's taxonomy places the organism in Eukaryota, Fungi, Ascomycota, Dothideomycetes, Pleosporales, Pleosporaceae. The transcript is spliced from 4 exons. Gene Ontology annotation, cellular component: intracellular membrane-bounded organelle. The coding region runs from base 7 to 2277 and encodes 756 amino acids. The record is from RefSeq and is a predicted model, not a curated record.
CUAGCUAUGGCCAUGGCCAUGAGCGCUUCUCCCCUCCGUACCCCCAAUGGCUCGUCUCUGCGCAUGGCGCGCCUGGCCUUGAUCGGCCUCUGCCAUGCUUUCGCGCCCAUGGUCGCCGCGCUUCCCAUGCCCUUUGGCGGCGCCGCAAUCGCCCUCCACCAACUCCACCAAGCCGACGAAGACCUGCCCAAGGGCGCCGAUGACCCCCAGCUCUGGCUGUUCCUAGGCAUUGCCGUCGCCUUGGUCCUGGCAGGCGGUGUUUUCGCCGGUCUGACCAUCGCCCUCAUGGGCCAAGACGAAAUCUACCUCCAGGUCCUUGCUUCGUCGGGCGAGAAACACGAGCGCAAAAACGCGAAAAAGGUGCUCAAGCUGCUCGAGCGCGGCAAGCAUUGGGUCCUGGUCACGCUGCUGCUGAGUAACGUCAUCACCAACGAAACGCUGCCCAUCGUGCUCGACAGGUCCCUCGGUGGAGGCUGGCCUGCAGUCGUUAGUUCCACUGUACUUAUUGUCAUCUUCGGCGAGGUCGUCCCCCAGUCGAUAUGCGUUCGCUACGGCCUCCCCAUUGGCGCAGCCAUGGCACCCAUUGUCCUUGGUCUCAUGUACAUCAUGGGUGUUGUCGCCUGGCCCACCGCCAAACUUCUCGACUUUCUACUCGGCGAGGACCACGGCACCGUGUACAAGAAGGGCGGAUUGAAGACGCUGGUCAGCCUGCACCAGUCGCUCGGACUUGAGCAUGAACGCCUCAACGAAGACGAGGUGACCAUCAUCACCGCCGUUUUGGACCUCAAGGCAAAGGCCGUGGGUAACAUUAUGACGCCCAUGAAGGACGUCUUCACCAUGUCGUCCGACACAGUUCUGGACGAGAAGAUGAUGGACAGCAUUCUCUCUGCCGGAUACUCGCGUAUCCCAAUCCACACCCCCGAGAACGAGAACAACUUUGUCGGCAUGCUGCUUGUCAAGAUGCUCAUCACCUAUGACCCCGAGGAUGCACUCCGCGUACGCGACUUUGCCUUGGCUACCCUUCCCGAGACGCGCCCCGAGACCAGCUGUCUCGACAUUCUCAACUUCUUCCAGGAGGGCAAGUCCCACAUGGUCUUGGUGUCGGAAUAUCCUGCCGAGGCUCGCGGAGCUGUUGGCGUUGUCACCCUCGAAGACGUCAUUGAAGAGCUCAUUGGAGAGGAAAUCAUUGACGAGUCCGACGUCUUCAUUGAUGUCCACAAGGCAAUCCGCCGCAUGGCGCCCGCCCCGCGCGCCCGCGUUCCCCGAGGCAAAAUCAUUAGCGACAUCUCGCGCAAGGCAUCCGAAGCUCUAGGCACUGACAACGAAACGGAUGGCGAACAGAACGGCUCAGCCGCCCGGCGCAACAGAUCACUACCUGAAAUGCCCGACGGCCACCCCAAGGCUUCUUUCGUCCUGCGACGUCGUAGCAGCGGUAGUAAGGCGCCCAUGUCGCCUCUGCGCAGUGACGAUCCUUCGGUUAUUGAGCAUCUGAAGCACCUCGGCCCCUCCAACGCCGCCACCCGACCUAAGCAAACCCGCAUCAACACGGUCAAGAUCAAGCCUGGAGCGGCCAACAUGGCAGGCCCAGACAUCCCCAAGACGAUACCAGAACACGACCGGGGACCAGCUGAAACCACGCAUAUUGGUUCCGUGACCUCCCAGCAUUCGCACGCUCCCGAGGGCGGAGUUGGCGAAGGCCUGUUGGCAUCCGCUGGGCGAGAGGCGAGCGACGGCGUUCAUAGUGUGGCUGUGGGAUAUGGCACAAUGGCUUCAAAUGGCGACCGUAUGUCUUGGAGGUCUGGACGGUCUGGACGGUCUGCUACAAGGGCGUAUGGCGAUGCCUCUACUUCGCCCAAGAGCAGGGGCGGUGACAACGAAUCUUCCCGCCAACUAGGCAGGAGUGGUACCAGCGAUAAUGGUCGUUCAAGAGGCCGGUCCCGCUCUGUCAGUACCAUUGCCUCUUUACACUCGGUUCGUACGCGCUCCAACAGUCCUGUCAGACGCCAUACUGCUCGGAGUGGCAGUAUUUCCGAGAACAUUGUCGAUGUCAAUGGUAUCAAGAAGAUUGUUCUCGAAACCACGAGCUCUAGCGAUUCGGAAGACAAGGCUGCCGCUAAACGUGCCGACGGUCAUGACGACAAGCACUCGGAGACGGAAUCGUCGCAUGCGGGUGGCAAAGGCGGGAACAAGAAGAGGAGAAAGAAGCGCGGUAAGAAGAAGAAGAAGGGCGGCGCUGGAGACAGCCACGAAACGCAACCCCUGCUUGAAGACAAGUAAAAAAAAAUUUGAACGUCUCCGGGGCAAUGUCGUUAAUCCAUGUUUUUGCCAGGCAUUCUAAGCAACGUCGACAUAUCUCUUUUCAAUCGUAUUGGAGUUGGGCGAUUCAAUCAGCAGCAGCCAUCGACAUCUUCGCAGGCAAUCUGCACCGGGAAUGUGGUUGAGAACGUUUGUCAUUAUUAGGUUUCGGGUGUCUUCUUUUUCUCUCUCUCUCUCUCUCUCUCUCUCAGUUGAACAUGGUUUGUACGAUUAAAGUAGUGGGAUGUUUUCCUAGUGAGAUGCCGUGUGUACGAGGAAAGCUUUCAAAGUCUUGUUCUUUGUUAUUAUUUUUCGAUUUGCAUUCACCGAAAAAGAUAUAUGAUAGCGUGAUAGUAUAUUG